Pocillopora meandrina is the source of this 2200-nucleotide messenger RNA. The record is from the annotation of a GenBank genome assembly. Lineage: Eukaryota; Metazoa; Cnidaria; Anthozoa; Scleractinia; Pocilloporidae.
AUGGCUUCCAACCAUAAAACUGCGAAGAGGUUGGGAUCUGUGAUCAAAUUAAAGCCAGAAAUGUAUCAACAGUACAAAGAACUUCAUGCAGCAGUAUGGCCUGAGGUGAUGUUUAAAAUAACAUUGAUUUCACUUUAACAAGGUCAAAGUAAGAAUAGAUGUUGCACUUAGCAAAUAACUCUUUACGUUAAUUAAUUUUUUCGAUUUUCCAGAUCUUGAAAAGGAUAUAUGAUAGUAAUAUAAGGAACUACACUAUUUACUAUGACAAACAUCACCACUUGCUGUUUUCUCACAUGGAGUAUAUUGGUAAGUUUGAUCAUAGUUACUAACUAUGGUUUGAUGAUUGACGAUCAUAUAUAUGACUUCCUGUUGCCGUCAGAUACCUGAAACCAAACAUAUAUUUGUGGAGUGGGGGCAUGUUAAUUUGGGGAGGGGGGGGUUAAACUUUUCCACUUUUUGAUAAUUUGUUUUACCAGUUUGGUUGUGUUUAGGGGAUGUUUUAUCAGCUCUAAGAGAUAAAUGAUUCAUUAAGUCAAUUGAUUUAUUCAGCCAGCUGUCCUUGUGACUGUAGGUGCAACUGUCUGUCGGACAGUCAAACAGUCAAUAUUGAGCCUAUGCCCUAUAAAUGUAUCCCAUCAGUCUCUCCAUUCAUACUUCAGUUUGAUUCAGUCAGUCAGGGAAUGAUUCAGUUAUUCAUCCAGUCAACCAGCCAGUUUGUCAGUGAGUUAGUUAGAGGUAAAUGAGUCAGAUAGUCAGUUAGUAAGUGAGUGAGUGAGUCAGUGUCUGACUAAGUCAGUCAGGGAGUGAGACAGUUGAUGAGUCAGUGUAUGAGUAAAUGAGUGAGCCAGGGAGUCAAUGAGUCAACCAGUCAAUUGGAGAGUCAGUCAGCUCAUGAGUCAGUCAACAGCUAGAGUCAGUGAGUCAGUGUGUGGGUCAGUGAUUCAGUGUGUGAGUCAGUGAGUGGGUGAGCCAGUCAGUGAGUUAGUGAGUAAGUGAGUCAGUGUGUGAGUUAGUGAGUGGGUGAGCCAGUCAGUGAGUCAAUGAGUGAGCCAAUGAGUUAGUCACUCAGUCAGAGUCAAUCAGUCAGCCAGUGAGUCAGUGUGGGAGUCAAUGAGGUAGUCAUUGUGGGAGUCAGUAAGUGAAUGAGACAGUCAGUGAGACAGUCAGUGGGUCAAUGAGUGAGCCAAUGAGUCAGUCAGUUGGCGAGUUAGUCCAUCAACAGCCAGAGUCAAUGAGUCAGUGUGGGAAUCAGUGAGCAAGUCAGUGAUUAAGAGAGUAAGUCAAUAAGUGAGUGAGUAAGUCAGUCAGUUAGUGAGUCUGACAACAGCCAGUCAAUUCAUUGUGUAUGUAUAUUUAUCCCUUGUACCUGUCCGUCCACACCAAAAUUUGUAAUUCUGUGUCUCAGAUGUUUUUGUUUGUGUUGAUUUGAAUAUUUCAUGAAAAUCAUUCUUUCCUUUCCUUUCUUUUCUUUUCCAUUCCUUUACUUUACUUUCAUUUCUUUAAUUGUUGAAUCUCUCAACUCACUAAUUUUUAUUUUAUUCAGGGGAUGACCUAGAAAAGGACAUGGAAGCUAUAGGAAAUGACCCCAUGACAAAGAAAUGGUGGAAAGUGACUGAGCCUUGUCAAGAGUCAUUAGAGUGGACAGGGCCGCCACCUAGUGAGGGGGGUGAAGGGGGUAACUGGUGGUCACCAAUGGAGGAAAUGUUCCAUGAUGGACAUCCUGCUACACACUAUCAUUAAAUUAUGCAGAUUAUUUCAGGAUAACUGGAGAAUAUAGGAGAUAAUUUUUUGUCAAAUUAUCCGGGGGGUCAGUCAGUCAGUUAGUCAAUGGUUCAGUCACUCAGUGAGUCAGUUAAUUAGUCAGUCAGUGAGUAAGUUAGUAAAUGAGUAAGUCAAACAGGGUGUCCAUAGGAUAGUCAGUCUGUUAAUCAGUCAAUCAGUCAGUCAGUGAGUCAGGCAGGCCAUCCUGCCACAUAAGUCAAGAAACAACCAUAAACCAAGAGAAGUCAGGAUCGAAUCCAUCUAAUCAGAAAUGACAUGACAACCUUAGAUUAUUUUCUCUAAAGCCUAAUACCCUAAAUAUUAUAUCAAGGCAAUAUAAUAACUUGCUUUAACAACAGAUAGUUGUUAUGUUGGGCUUCAGGCUUUAUAACAGAGAGAUUCCUUUAAAAUGACGAUAUUGUCAAUAAACACACCACUG